This is a messenger RNA of Frankliniella occidentalis (western flower thrips), 3013 nucleotides long. RefSeq lists its product as uncharacterized. The coding region runs from base 28 to 2286 and encodes 752 amino acids. Lineage: Eukaryota; Metazoa; Arthropoda; Insecta; Thysanoptera; Thripidae. The record is from RefSeq and is a predicted model, not a curated record. The transcript has 16 exons. Gene Ontology annotation, molecular function: zinc ion binding.
GAUAAAGUCAGGGAGAUCCUGCAGAAUAUGGUGUAUGCUCUAACAAGUGAGAGGUAUCAAAAGAGCUUUGAAGAACUCCAAGAGCAUGCAUCAGAGAAAUUCCUGAACUAUUUUGAGGAAAACUGGCAGAAUUACGGGUCGGCUUGGUCUUGUUUUGAGCGGCUCAAUUCUUUAAACCUUGGUCAGAGAACCAACAAUUCCGUGGAAUCCCACAACCAAAAAAUUAAGACUUUGUUGAGUAAAAGAAGCAGUUUGGCUGAGUUGGUAAAGGGGCUCUUGGUGUUGCAAGUAAGUAGUGAUUCGGUGACGAACUACAAAGAUUUCCUUGGUAUCAUGAAGGUGUCAUACCGAACCGAUACAAAAGACCCCAUAGUGAAAAAAAAUUUGGCGUCUGCUACAUCAUUUGCUGCGGAGUGUAUCCGGAUAGAAUAUGAAGAGGGGCGGAAACGGUUGGGCUUACCAGAGAAUAUCAAUUUUAGGAACUGGAAGCCAUCCGAAAAUAAAUGCCCCUGCCCAAUUUAUUGUGAGCGACGCCUACCCUGCCGCCACAUGUUUACCCUUCGCCUUUUAAAAGGUGUAGAUGUUUUCUCGCCUGCAGACGUGCCAGCAAGAUGGCAGAAGCUAACAGUAGAGGGAUUUCGAGAAAGAAUUGAUGAACCUCCUGCCUCAUCAUACAUUCCUGAAGGUUUCAUUGGCACUGAAGUGCUCAAGACAGGAGGGAAACCGCUUAGCCAGAAUCAAAGAUAUAAGCAGGCCUCUGAGUUAGCCUUGGAAGCCGCCCAACUAAUUGCACUCCAUGGUGGCAAAGAUUAUGCUAAAAAGAUGAAGAUCUUAGACCAAAUGAUGAAAAUCUGGCGUCGAGGCAAAGAUGUUGUUAUUUUGGAAGCUGUAGGAGACAGUGAGGGUGGCGGUCUUAUUGUUGAAAUCAGUUCUGAUGUUGCUUCAAGUGAGAAUGAUAAGCCUCCUAAUGUUCCUGAUACAUCUGAUGGUUCCGUCAAUGACAACUUACAGAAGCCCAGUGUUGUGAAUCACGAUGCAUCCUUUGAAACUGAGAAUCACUGCAGUGCUGAUGAUGGAACCGGUGACAUUGAUGUGCAUGUGAAUUCUGAUUUUGGAGAAAGCAUUCCUACUAAUGCGCACUUGGAUACUGCAGACCCCAAAAAUUGCAACGCCCAGACGAAUAAAGCGAUUAAGGAAGUUCUAGGAGUGUCUCAAAAUAGGAAAUACUAUCCUUUGUCAAAGGAUAUGUUAAACCAAAUGGAAGUGCCCAAAAGUUUAAAAAUUAGAGGUAGACCUAAGGGUCGCGUUUUGACUAAGAUUGGUCUAAGAAAAACAAGUAAAGAGAAAGUUGAGUGUCAUGUCUGCUCUGAGAUGGGAAGGUGGAAAGAGUCACGAAUGAAUGUGCAUGGUGAAACCAAGCUCAUGUUAUUGUGUCCCUCCUGUUUAAUGGUGUUUGAAAGUAAUAUAGUUCCCAAUGAAGAUGGUAUAAUUGAGGAAUUUGAUUCGGAAGAGGAUGAUAAUUUUGAAAAUGCAUGCUCUGAUGCUCAAAACAGUCCUGCAAGAGCCGCUCCAUCAGAGAAGCAGGACCCAGAUAUAAUUUGCAUUUCAUCAGAUGAUGAGGAUCAAACAGCACAUCAAAUGCAUACUGCAGUCUCAGAUGUAAAGAUGGAAGUUGAGACUGAUGCAGACUUAUCUGACGUGUCGAUGGCACCACAGUCACGGGGUCUGUCAGAGUCAAAUUCAACUGGACUUGGGGAAACUGAAUCAUUUAACUCACUACAGCCAACUAAUCCAUCAAUCACAACAAAUUCAACAGGGGAAAAUGAUUAUGAUAAAGAGUUGGCUGAAUUGUGGACAGUAAUACAGUCAAAUGAGCGAUUGAACAUGCCAAAUACAAGAAAGUGCGAUACAUACAUUCCCAAAUGCAAUUGUGGCAAUUUUUGUGAAAGGCGGACAUCCGAGAGGCCUGGAGGACCCAACUUUGGGAGAGACUUCUUCAGAUGUCCUAUUCAGUGCCCAAAGAAAAUAUUCCGUUGGGUUGACACACUUUACAACGUUGCUGGAUCAUCAGGAACCCUCCCGCCCAAAACCCCCACCAAAAAGAACUCCUCCAAAUCUCUCAGAAAAACCCCAACCAAAACACCCUCCAAAUCUCAGUCUAAAACUCCCUCCAAAUCUCAGUAUAAGACACCCACCAAAUCCCAGCCUAAAACUGCACGUAAAACUGUUUCUAAGAAUCCACUGAAAAUUAUUUGCCAAAACCCCUCACAAACUGCCUGCAUGUGAAUUUUCUCUGUAGCAUUCCACUUGGUAAUCUGUUCAAUUUGUUUCAUGUCUGUCUUUUUAAUUUCAGAUCAAAAUGACGUAUGCUUCUGUGGAGUUCCUGUAGUAAAGAGGAAGGUUUAUUUUGGUGAUCAUGUUGGGAAAAUGGUCAGCAUUUGUGGAAAAGAUCCAGUUGUUUGCACAUUUAAAAACUACACUGAGAAGCCAGCUGCUACGUCUGGAUUUAUUGUUCCUCCUUUAGAACAAAGACAGAAUGUGUCUGUUCGAAGAAAAAUAGGUUCUUAGGUUCUAAUCCUUAAAAAGGAUGCCAUCAGUCCUUUUGAGGACUCUUUCAGUCCUUCUCAGGACUCAAAACUGUUCUUUUGAGAAUACUAGUUCUUCAAUGAACUUGGUAAAUUUUGGGCCCCGAUGUGUCAGAAGAGGUAUCCAAAAGACCUAAACGGGACGUCCAGAUGCCAGCCCGCAUCAGGACCUCCUACUUAUUUGAUACUCCCACUUAACACGUUCUUUGUUGUUUUUUAUUCCCUGUACAAUCAUACUUGGUGUUUUGAGAUUCAAUACUGUACUUUAUGCUACCUGCGGUGAACUAGUCUUUUAAUACUUUUGAUACCCCACCUUAAAACGUUCUUUGUUGUUUUUUUAUUCCCUGUACAAUCGUACUUGGUGUUUUGAGAUUCAAUAUUGUACUUUAUGCUACCUGCGGUUAAUUAGUCUUUUAAUACUUUUGAUA